GAAACAGCCCGCAAAGACAGAAAGUGGUUAGCAGCGUUAGCAGAUAGCAGCCUGCACUGUUCACCUGUGUAAUAAAGCAUCAGACUCAGAGCUGUCAGCUGUUUGAGACAACGGAAGCGAGUAAAAUCAGUGGCGAUGGCUGGAGGAUCCGGAAGUGAAGAUUUAUUUGAUAACAUUCUGUUGGCGGAUGAAAGGUUCCGGGGGGAGGGCUUCCAGGAGGGCUUUGAGAGAGGGCGCCGCCGAGGGCUGCAGGACGGCCGCAGACACGGGGCCUCUCAUGGGGCCAAACUGUCCACUGAGAUUUCCUUCUAUUAUGGGUUUGCCAUCACAUGGAAAUGUCUCCUCAACCCUAAUACAGAUGUCAAAUCCAGGAAGCGUAUGAAGGUGCUGGAGGCUCUGCUGGGUUUGAUCCAGAACUGUCCUCAUGAUGAUCCUCAGUCUGCAAAGCUCCAGGAGAACAUGGAGAAGGUCCGUGCCAAGUUCAGACAGGUCUGCUCUAUGCUGAGUGUCCCGACUGACUUCAACGAUUACAUCAAAACUUCUGAAGGGACUACUUUCUGAUCCUCCUGAGGGGGAGGUGCUGAGCCACCUCUGCGUCCUGGCAAAGGAGAGUGGGGGGGGGGGUCUGCUGUUGGUCUGCAGUCGAUUCUCUGUAGGCUCUCUGUGAAGCAGCCAUCUUUGAGAGGAGUCUGCUUCACAUUCUGAUGAGAAGCUGUGUGACGUGUAGGAGGGUCCUCAGUCCUCAGUGAGGAGACACUGCUGGGACUCCUUCCUGUUGGGCGUGCAGAGUGAUAUUCCACAGCCUGGAACAAGGAGAAAGAACGUGUUUAUGGUUUGACUUUGUUAAAUGAGUGGAUUUAUUGCAGUGAUGUCUGAGCCACUGAAAUUAAACGGCAACAAAAGUCACCAAAAUAAAAUCUUGGAACAA
This is a messenger RNA of Eleginops maclovinus (Patagonian blennie), 928 nucleotides long. It is a transcript of the gene lto1, whose product is annotated as LTO1 maturation factor of ABCE1. The transcript is spliced from 5 exons. The record is from RefSeq and is a predicted model, not a curated record. NCBI's taxonomy places the organism in Eukaryota, Metazoa, Chordata, Actinopteri, Perciformes, Eleginopidae. Bases 136 to 561 code for a protein of 141 amino acids.